UCUUUCUCUCCGCCGGUUGCGAUCACCCCAUUUUGUUGCUGCGUGAAGAGCUCGUGAACAAGUAUUGCCCGUAAUCAUCUGUUGACUGUUUCUGUUUAUAUUUGUGUGUGAACCAUGGAAGUGAAUUGAGUGUAUAUAUAAGGUCUCGCUCUCUCGCUGGGGGUAUAAAUUUCGUGUAGAUAGUGUUGGUAUGAUAACGAGUUUAUUAUAAUGGAAAAAGCUUUUGUUAUACUUGGCGAGGCUUCUGAAUCAGAUGGUGAAGAUGAUGAAAAAACUGUAUUAUCAGUGGUAAGAAGUACGGGAAAGUCAUCUUCACAAUCUUUAAGUAAAGGAGUAAUUGUAGCAGGAGAAGCAUCUGAGUCCGAGAGUGAAUCUGAAGAAACUUGCCGUGAGGCUUUCUUUGCCAAAAGUGGAGCAGUAACAAAUGAUCCAGAAGAAGAUCAUCUGCAAUCAACACAGUAUGAUUCAUUACUUCAUAAAAAAUUAAGAGAGUGCAACAGAUCUCUUCACAAUAAUGUAUGCACUGAGUCACGUCAGAAUCUGGUGAAUGCGAUCAAAGUUCUCAAUUCUACCAACCAACAACUGUUGGUCACACAAAUCCAAAUACAGGAUGCUGCCACAUCGCUCAGCAGAGCAUUUAAUCAAUUAACCAAACUAAGUGAAAAUUUAAACACUCUUUUAGCUACACCUUACAUUCCAGAAAUAAAUAUUUCAUAAUUGUCAAUAAGGAUUACCACUUUGAGUGCUGGCCUGGUUAUUUUGCCUCUUUAUAGAUUGCUGAGCAUGUUUAUAAUAAAAAAAAGCAUAAGUUAAAAAUGCUUAUGUAAAAUAUACUUAUAUUCCUGUAUGACUUUUGUUUUACUCUUUCAAUUUAAAAAUAAUAUAAUCAUUAUGAAAAGAGAAUACAAAUGCGUAGCAAGUUUUAAAGUAAAGAUUAGUUUACACAUGUUAUUAAAGGAAACAUAAACUGAACGUAUUUACUGUGAUUUUAUGAAGAAAUAUGAAGAAUACAAUAUAUCAUUCAAUUGAAAACAUCAAUCAUACAAAGCUAUGGGAUCCUCAUUCUUCACAGGUUUGGUGUUCAGUAAAACAAGGGGAUCCACACUCAGUGUUAAUUUUCUGUAUUGUUAUUAUAUGAUAAAAAUGUGAUUGUAACUAGUGCAAUAAUGUGUUAAAAUACAAUUUAUAAAAUGUAA
Molecule: messenger RNA, 1196 nt
Organism: Homalodisca vitripennis (glassy-winged sharpshooter)
Lineage: Eukaryota; Metazoa; Arthropoda; Insecta; Hemiptera; Cicadellidae
Exons: 4
Coding region: 211-717 (168 amino acids)
Cellular component (GO): BLOC-1 complex
Source: RefSeq, a predicted model, not a curated record